Molecule: messenger RNA, 501 nt
Organism: Amorphotheca resinae ATCC 22711
Lineage: Eukaryota; Fungi; Ascomycota; Leotiomycetes; Helotiales; Amorphothecaceae
Exons: 1
Coding region: 14-352 (112 amino acids)
Source: RefSeq, a predicted model, not a curated record
CGAGCCAUGAGCCAUGAGCCACGAGCCUCCACGAGCCAGUGCUUACCUUACCUUACCUUACCUUACCUUACCUUACCUCAUUGUACCUAUUUCCCUACCUUCCUUAUUCGCUUUGCUUGCUCAUUCAUCUAGACAGAUCAAACCCUCAGCCUCUCGGUCUGACUGUCUCCCUCUCUCACUCUCACUCUCACUCUCACUCAUUACACAUCCACCAACAUCCACCGACAUCACAUCACAUCACAUCUCUCUCUCUCGCCCCAGGCAUCCAUCAUCCAUCCGUCAUCCCGCCGUGUAUACAGUAAGCAAUUUAAUGUGUCGUGUUUGUUACGAAGCGCGAUGCGAUGCGAGGUGAGAAGUGAGAGAGGUACCAGGGGAAGAGGAAGGGGAAGGGGAUAGGGCUGAAUGCGAAUGCGAAUGCGAAGUCUCUCGUAUGCGCCACGAUGGGGCGGACAAUUAGGACAGGGGGGUGUGGCUGGCGGGCUCGUGGGGGAGGGGGGGGGG